This is a messenger RNA of Lactuca saligna, 1461 nucleotides long. The record is from the annotation of a GenBank genome assembly. NCBI's taxonomy places the organism in Eukaryota, Viridiplantae, Streptophyta, Magnoliopsida, Asterales, Asteraceae.
AUGAAUUUGACAAAGAAUGGAUUCCGUUUCAACCUAAACCCUGAUGGGGUAAACUCUUUACGUCACAAGAUUGACUCCAUUCCUAUCGCCUAUCAUGGACCAAAGAUAAACUGGUCAAAAGCAAUUUCACUAAAAAUUCGAUGUUUUACUUGGAGGGCAGUUUUGGAUAUACUUCCAAUGGCAAGAAAUCUCGUGGGUAGAGCAAUUAAGAGAUCGGCGGUGUUGUACUGUAAAGCCGAUUCGGCUAAGCUUUGUUUGUUCUGCGACAACGCCGUACACUCUGCAAAUGCUUUAUCUCUCAAGCACUUCCGUUCUCAGAUCUGUGACAACUGCGGAUCUGAUGCCGUUUCCGUCGCCUGUUCAACUGAUAACCUUCUCCUCUGCACCUCUUGUGAUCACGAUUUCCAUGGCGACUCCUCCGUUUCCUCUUAUCACAGUCGUGUGCCUGUUGAAGAGUUCUCCGGUUGCCCUUCCCCUCUUCAGCUGGCCUCGAUUUGGGGAUUUAAUCUAAAACCUUCUGGUUCUAAUGGCAAUUCGUGUGAAAGUAAGUAUUCCACUACGAAUUUUCAAGAUUUAGCGACGAUACAUGAGAAAACUCCUUGUUAUGAUGAGGUUCCGAGCGUUGACUGGAAAUCUAGAGGUUCGGGUUGCGGAGUUCAUAAUAAAGUUUUGUUUAAGCAGCUGGUGGAGCUUGCGAAAGAAAGAUUUGACGGGGAUGGAGCUGAAUUGGGGCCUCAAACCCCGAGUGGAUGUGGUCGGCGGGAUAUUUCAGAAGGUUUCGAGUAUGAGGAACAAGACGAUAAGGAUCUGUUGCAUCAGCAAACUCCAUUAACGUAUCUGCUUAUGCCGCCCCAGAAUCCCGCGAAUUCGAAAGCGAAUAAUGGGGGUAUCACUGAAUUUAGUAACAUGUGGAGCUAUAGCCCUAAACGCCAAACCAGUCAGAUAUGGGAUUUUAAUCUAGGAAGAUCAAGAUCUUCUGAGGCAGGAGUUGAUAAUCUUGGCUUUGCAAUAAACAAUUGUACUGACCUUGUUGAGGAUGCUUCUUUCACAACAAUGGAAGUGUUAAAAGAAAUGGAUGCCAUAAACAUAUCUUUUGGCACCACAUCACAAAAUAAGCAGAUAUCAGGUUGCAUAUCAACUAUGGAGAGUGACAACCGACCUGAAACACAAAUGAUGGAAACCAAUAGAAGUAAUCCCACAAUUGACGGUCAAAUGAUGGAACACUUUUUAGCAACCAAUCAAGGAAUGGAAAUACCCGCAACAACCAAAGUAGACGCGCAACAACUUGCCCAAAAUAGAUGUAACGCAAUGUUACGUUACAAGGAGAAAAAGAAAACCCGAAGGUACGACAAGUGCAUCCGGUACGAGUCACGGAAGGCGAGAGCGGAUACGAGAAAACGAUGGUUUGUGGUGGAAGUUAGUUUGGUAAAAGGUUGGGAAAAGGUGUGCUUUGAUGCUUGA